CAUCUGUGCAAUCGUGAUGCACGACUUGACUCGACCAAUACGCAGCUCGACGCAAAUUCUCGUGAGCCCCAUCGAACGGUUCGGGUCACAGCGAGGAUAGGAUCUCCUCUCAGAUUGAAAAGUCUGCCCUGCCACUUGUCCCCCCUGCCCCUACCCCGGACAAGAGGGAGAUCGAGGCCAUCAUCAAAAGCGAGGAUCAUUUCGCCAAACUUCGGAAGGGAAUCGCAAUCUUAGCUCAUCUGAGCCACCGAAGCAAUAGUUCUGGAUCACUGGAAAAAGCUGACAGAACAUGGAUAUCACACACCGUAUCUUGCUGGCGUUGCCUAUAGCGGUUGCCGCGAGCUCUGCUUGCCUCUACGUUCCAACCCUUCCAAAGGACCCGAGUCAGCCUGGAACGAUUCGACUCGAGACUACAGAAGAUGACGAGCCGGAGGAACGCACUCUUGUUGAAACGGAUCAGGGUGCCGUUUCGGUGGACUCGGACGAAUUUGCAACGUUUAGGCCUGAAAGCAUCGACGGGGUGCCGAUAAAAGGUCAGGAGGAGAUCUUCUGGAGACGGAUGAACCGCCUCAAACUCGCAAAUCUCGGAUUUUUGCUCCUCCCAACAUUGUCCAACUUGUUCGCUUUUGGAUGGUAUAUAGGCAAUAAUCACGGUUACGCAAAAUCGACAUUGGCCAUACUGGCAGGAAUCAUACCCGUCCACGUCUACGCCCUCUCUCUCGGGCUCUUGCAUCUCUCUCAAAGCUCCGUACCGCAGCACUACGCUACCACAUUACACGAGGCCAUCCUCUUAACGGUGACCUGGCUUUGCCAGAUCGUUUUCGUCAUGCUUCCCGAUGCGACGAUCGCUCGGGGAGAUAACGACGUCUUCUCACCCCUGGCCUCGACCACCUGGGACAUGUACAACAUAGCACUUCAACCAUUGUUGCUCUUUCCAGCGCUCGUUAUCGUUGUGGCCGUAAUACCCAGGGGACCGGAGCUCUAUUUCCCCAUGGAGAAGCUGUUCACGAAACAAUUGUUGGAUUCGAUGAAAGAGCAUUAUGCCCAAAACGAAAAGGGAUCAGCUUCGAUUCCAGAACUCAACGAUCGCAUUGCAAACGUCACACCGGAACUCAGUAGUACGGUGCUCGGAUCGGUAUUAUUCUUAUACGUUGAGCCACUGCUUCACAGAGCAAAGAAGUCGACGUCCUUUCACGUCUGGCAGCUUCCUAUCUUACCUCGAAGCAUGAGAUCAAUGUACAACUUCCGGCUCAUGCGAAGUGUAUUUGGAGAUACCCGGAAGUUGAAAAGGUAUCACAAACGAAGCGGAAUGCUCGGCAGACUCGACGACUUGCCGGAAGGCUGGAAUUUGCUGGCAAAGGUAUUCUGGGCAAAUAAGGGCCUGUUUACUUGGGUCGUGGUCCUCGCUGCAACUACCGCCGCGCUGUACUAUCUUCCCGCCGUAUUUCUCCAGCAAUUGACUCAAUAUCUGCAGGACAACCCUGACCGCAAGAAUAUCCGGUAUGGUUGGGUCAUGUGUUUUGGAUUGGCAGCUUCGAACAUUGUCAUGUUUCUGGCAGUCGGAAUCUUGUGGUAUAUCACCAGCACGCAAUUGUCUAACAGGAUCAAGCUACAGUUGAGUACCCUACUCUUCAGUAAGACCCUGGUCAAGAAGGAUCUGGCGGCGACGAACAAAGGUAGCUCGAAAGCAGAAGCAAAGGAGAACAGACUCGCGGAGGCCGGCGAUGAUCAAGCGGGCGAGAGCAAAGAUGGCCCUCUUGAUGUGGGAGGCCCAGACGAGGAAGACGAAGAGGACGUAUCCAGUAAAGCUCAGAUUAUGACGCUAUUCACCGUGGACGUGGAUCGAGUCGCAGACUUCACCUUUCACACUUUUUCACUUAUCGAUUCCCCCAUAGAGAUCGUUGUAGGCGGGAUCUUCCUCUAUAAGCUUUUGGGUGUUUCCGCAAUCUAUGGCAUGGCAGCUUCUAUCAUUACGCUGCCACUCAAUCACUUCGCGUCCAAGAUCGUGGUUUCUACGCAAGAUGAGCUCAUGAAAGCUCGCGAUGAGAGAACAGCUGUCAUGAACGAGAUCCUUGGAAGCGUGCGGGUGAUCAAAUUCUUUGCUUGGGAGCGAAAGUUCGAGAGCAAGGUGACCAAGAUAAGGUCUCGAGAACUCAAGUACUUGCGUAGAAACUACUUGAUCGAAGUUGUUCUCAACUGGAUCUGGGCCGUCACCCCCGUCAUGGUCACACUCGUAACCUUUUUCCAUUACGUGAUCAUCGCCAAAAAGGAACUUACGCCGCCCGUGGCCUUUCCUGGCCUGUCGGUGCUUCAAGAGCUUCAAUUCAGUCUAAGCGCAUUGCCCGAGACCGCAAUUUCCGUGCUCCAAGGUUUUGUUUCGCUGCGCCGGAUACAGAAAUACCUCAGUCAGGCUGAAAUAGUGCCGGGAAACGACGACAACACCGAUGACACUGUUAGCCUACGUAGCGCAACCCUUACUUGGCCUAGAGACGUGGCAUCCGGCACCGCCACGACAGGACCUGCGUCUGUGGCACCUUCCGGCACCAACACCCCCUCGGGCUUGUUUACUCUUGCCGAUGUAAACAUCGAAUUUCCUAUCGGUCAGCUUUCUAUUGUGGCAGGCCGUUUAGGCGCCGGGAAAACCCUCUUGCUUUCUGGACUACUCGGGGAAGCAGACCUUCUGGCUGGGCAAAUCUUAUGCCCAAGAUCACCAGUGUCGGCUAUAGAAGAUUACGGGGGAACCGUGCCACCAGAAGAUUGGAUUUUAUGUGGCAACACGGCUUUCGCUUCUCAAGUCCCGUUCUUGAUCAACGGGUCUCUUCGGCAGAAUGUCAUCUUCGGAGCUCCGGAGGAUGAAGCCCGAUUCCGAUCUGUCAUUCAAGCAUGUUCCUUGCAGGCGGAUCUGGAACUCCUAGAGGACGGUGAAUGGACCGAGAUCGGCGAGAAAGGUAUAAAUAUGAGCGGUGGACAGCGAGCGCGUGUAUCGUUGGCACGAGCGAUCUAUAGCAGAGCAAGGACGAUACUGCUUGACGACGUCAUGAGCGCCCUGGAUGCACACACGCAGGCUGCCAUCGUCAAGAAUUUGUUCAAGGGACCUUUAACUGAGGGCAGAACAGUCAUCAUCGUGUCUCAUCAGAUCAAGCUGCUCUUUCCGGUGGCGGCGCAUGUCGUACUCCUUGACAACGGAGACGUCAAAUAUUCGGGAACGGUUCAGGACUUUGUCGAAGCUGGUCAUCUAGAAGAGCUUGACGAGGCUGCAGGCGAUAACACCGACUCGAUGUCAACGCAUUCAAAACCUGAAGUCGAAGAAAUUCUCGACACAGCCGCAGAUUUAUCCGAAGGUGAUGCUCAGCAGAAAGACGACGCAAAUAAUGCGGUACCUCACCACGUCCCCCGCAAGCUCGUCGAAGAUGAAAAUCGACAGACCGGCGCCAUAGCAGGCAGAACGUGGAAGACAUACUUGCGGGCACAAGGUUCCACAACCUUUUGGAUCUGCUUCUUGCUUGUUACGGUCAUUGGCGCUUGCCCCCCUUUGCUGGACCGAUACAUCUUGAAUCUGUGGUCUGCGAGUUAUUCCGAUGAUCAGCCCAAACACACGCCGCUCUACUUUAUCACAGUAUAUGCCAUCGCAACCGUAUUAGGCACCGUAGCGGCCCAAAGUCGUUUCGCAGUACUUUACAAGGGCUCACUCACAGCUUCAGAGAAGAUUCAUCGAAGCAUGCUUGAACGGGUUCUUCGGGCGACUCUCCGAUUCCACGACACCAGCAUCAGGGGUCGUACCCUCAAUCGGUUCGGAAAGGACAUGGAGGGGUUGGACAGCUCUACUGCAGACAGUUUCGGCAGAAGUGUAUUCUACCUCCUCAAUGUGAUCGUGACCCUCGGGUCUAUCACUUGGGUAGGAGGAUGGCGAUUCAUGAUAGCAGCUGUUCUGUUGGGAGCGCUGUACUACAGGGCAUCAAGUCUGUAUGGCCCGGUCUCACGAGAUCUAAGGCGACUAGACUCUCUGACUCGAUCGCCACUGUAUGCAACGUUCAGCGAGGUGAUCGGAGGUAUACAGACGAUCCGAGCUUAUGGGGCUUCUCGCUCGAUGAUGGAACGGAUGACCAAAAUUUCCGAUGCAAACAUUUCGAGUGCAGUCUUCGCCUGGACCGUCUCUCGAUGGGUUUCCGCUCGGUUCAAUAUACUGUCGUCCGCCAUUGUAGGGCUCACAGGCGUCGUCGUACUGGUCACUCCCACUUCGGCUUCGCUCGCGGGCUUUGCAUUGACAUUCGCGUUAAGCGUUAGCAACGAUUUACUAUUCGUAGUUCGUCGCUGGGUUCAGCUACAGCAGUCGAUGGUGGCAGUCGAACGACUGGACGAGUAUUGUCAGCUCCCGAUCGAAGCCGCCGAGUUUACCGACAAGGUGCCUGCCGCCUGGCCGCACGCUGGCAAAAUUGAGGUAGACAAUCUAUCUAUACAAUAUGCUCCUGGUCUCCCUACCGUCUUACACGAACUGUCCUUCGCCAUCUCACCUGGACAGAAGAUUGGCGUGUGCGGAGCAACAGGAUGCGGGAAAAGUACUCUCGCGAUGAGCCUACUAAGGUUUGUCGAACCGACAUCGGGCAGUAUCAGGAUCGACGGCAUCGACAUCACUCAGGCCGGCUUGAGUCAGCUGAGAUCGCGAGUCCAGAUUAUCCCUCAAGACCCUACCGUCCUGAGCGGCAAGCUCCGCUCUACCUUGGACGUGUUCGAUGAAUACGAUGAUGCCGCCAUCUUCGAGGCACUACGGAGAGUACACCUCUUGAAGCCGGAAGAUUCUCUUGAAGCGGAUGGCGAGAAUCGAAAUCGUAACGUUUUCUUGAACCUGGAUGCCGACGUCUCGGAGGGUGGCGACAACUUUUCGCAAGGAGAAAAGCAAUUACUCUGUCUGGCUCGGUCUAUUUUACGAAAUCCAAAGAUCCUCAUCAUGGACGAGGCGACCGCCAGCAUCGACUACGAGACUGACGCCUUGAUCUCGAGGACUAUUCGCGAAGAAUUUACCGAAUCGACUUUGAUCACAAUCGCGCAUCGCCUGACGACCAUCAUCGACUAUGACAAGAUUCUGUUCCUGGAUGCAGGUCGUAUUGCGGAGUUCGACUCGCCCCGCACGUUGCUGAUGGACAGCUCUUCGAGGUUCUACAAGCUAUGUGAAGCUACUGGACGACUCGAGUUUGCGAGCCUUCUUCGAGCAGCGGGUGUCAAUCAAGACGACCAAGAGCCGACUCGAGACUCGUAGAUACUCUGCCGAGCUGCCGAAACAAUCACCGUAGUCCUUCCUGUUCGCGCGCGGUUUUGACCGAACAGCCAGAAUGGUCGGAAAUGUCCGCGAGGGGUCGAUCGGGUCGACGCCAUCGAGAUGAAUGUAUUUGCUUCUGGCUUGUCGUAUAUCUUUGCAAACUCUCAGAGCU
Molecule: messenger RNA, 5426 nt
Organism: Filobasidium floriforme
Lineage: Eukaryota; Fungi; Basidiomycota; Tremellomycetes; Filobasidiales; Filobasidiaceae
Product: multidrug resistance-associated ABC transporter
Exons: 27
Coding region: 290-5254 (1654 amino acids)
Biological process (GO): transmembrane transport
Cellular component (GO): fungal-type vacuole; fungal-type vacuole membrane
Molecular function (GO): ATP binding; ATP hydrolysis activity; ABC-type peptide transporter activity
Source: RefSeq, a predicted model, not a curated record